Molecule: messenger RNA, 627 nt
Organism: Lampris incognitus (smalleye Pacific opah)
Lineage: Eukaryota; Metazoa; Chordata; Actinopteri; Lampriformes; Lampridae
Gene: slirp
Product: SRA stem-loop interacting RNA binding protein
Exons: 4
Coding region: 19-321 (100 amino acids)
Biological process (GO): regulation of gene expression
Cellular component (GO): nucleoplasm
Molecular function (GO): RNA binding
Source: RefSeq, a predicted model, not a curated record
GCCCGUCAGGGACGAAACAUGGCCGCUCCGUCCAGGAAGGUGUUUGAGGUGUUCGUGUCCAGGGUACCAUGGACUAUCGCUAGCAAGGAGAUGAAGGACUAUUUUGGACAGUUUGGUCAAGUGAAGAGGUGUUUGCUCCCUUUCGAUAAAGAGACUGGUUUUCACAAGGGCUUCUGCUGGGUAGGAUUCACAACAGAGGAAGGCCUGAACAAUGCCCUACACAAGGACCCGCACAUACUGGAUGGAGCAACGGUCCAGGUCCAGAGGAACAGGAAGGUGUUUACGGGGCAGAGGUUAAAGAGAGAGACAGAAUAUAACUAGGGUUUAUGACUGCUGUGUUUCCAUUGCAAAGAGGCAUCGUUUUAUUGUUAAUGUGAGUGUUCUUGUCAACUUGGCAACAGUUUUGUUUGUGUAACUGAAUGAGGGGGUGAUUACCUCUCCUGUGAUGUAUGUUCAUCCAGUCAAGGAUGUCGUCAUCCUUCUGGCGUCAUCGAGCUCAUCCUGUGUCCUGUACUGUCAGCAGUAGACCCACAACACACUGCCUGACAAGUGUGCUGGACGGAGCAUUGUUCAUUUAAACUGCUGUGAAAGACUUCCAACCUACAAUAAAUGUAUUCACAACAAAAA